Molecule: messenger RNA, 938 nt
Organism: Vombatus ursinus (common wombat)
Lineage: Eukaryota; Metazoa; Chordata; Mammalia; Diprotodontia; Vombatidae
Gene: TNFRSF12A
Product: TNF receptor superfamily member 12A
Exons: 5
Coding region: 32-400 (122 amino acids)
Biological process (GO): positive regulation of apoptotic process
Cellular component (GO): plasma membrane
Molecular function (GO): protein binding
Source: RefSeq, a predicted model, not a curated record
UCAGAACGGGACCGGCCUCUGGAGGUACACCAUGGCUCUCGGACCGCUACUGGUACUACUGGCGCUGACUGUGCUGAGAUUGACUUGGGGGGAGCCAGCCUCAGCACCCUCCCCCUGUCCUCAGGGCAGUUCUUGGAGCCCAGACCUGGACAAGUGCAUGGACUGUUCCUCCUGUCCAGCUCGACCCUACAGUGACUUUUGUCCUGGCUGCAUCACAGCACCUCCACCCCCUUUUCCUCUGCUGUGGCCAGUCUUGGGGGGUACACUAGGACUGAUGCUCAUUUUAGGGCUCCUUUCUGGCCUUCUGGUCUGGAGACAGUGCCGACGGAAAGAGAAGUUCACCACCCCCAUUGAAGAGACAGGAGGAGAAGGAUGUCCAGGCAUAGCUUUGAUCCAGUAAUGAUUUGGCCUGUUCCCAACUUUGCCUAGUAUUGAGGGGAUCUCACCUUCUUGGCGUUCCUGUUUUCCAAUGAGAUUUCCCCCUCACACACACAUUCUUCUCAGACUCUACAUUUCUUUUCAUAUACCCAGAAGAGAAGUAGGGACUCAGACCUGGGGUCUUACCCUAGGACUGAUCACUGGCUGAAGAAUGCAACAUUUGCACAAUUGGGGGAUGGGGGGGUGUUUCCCCUCCCCCAACAAUCACACUGCCACCUCCCUCCUCUGGCAGCACUAGGGGCACUGAGCCAAGAAAACACCUCUUCAGUAUAAGAGGACAGAUCUAACACUCAGGACCUUGGUUUCCAGUCCUCUCAAAUGUGCUGAGACAAGGCAACUGUAUCUUGUUGGAGGGCAGGGUACAGUGCUCUAUCCCCCUAGAGUAGGGGCUGGUCCUCUAGGGGAGCUGGCCCUGGGUUCUUCCCCCUUUGGCCAGCCCACAAGGUAGGGGAGAUAUUUAUUUGGGGGAGCAAGGAGGGAGGGGGGAAGGGAGGGAAUAG